ACUGCUGGGCAAACACCAGUGCAGCAGCAGCUGGCACAGUCAGCCGAGCUCCUCAGGGCCUCAGAUCAUGUCUCCUCUGCGGCUAAUCUAGCACAGAAUCUGCUGCGCUCAGCGCCAAGCCUAGCCUGUUACAGUGGUCAUGUCAUGGAAAUGGAUGAUGAGUGUAAGAAAUCCACCCAGGCUCUGUGGAGCUACUUGUGUCUUAACCAGCCACUUGAAAAGAGUGAUGUUAUAAUUGGCCUGGGCUGUCAUGACCUGCGUGUAGCAGAGAGAGCCGCCUCUCUCUUCCUGGAGGGGUGGGCCCCCUGGCUGCUCUUUACGGGUUACCUGGGCAACCAAACCGCAGGUGUCUGGCAGCGGCCAGAAGCCCAGGUCUUCCUGGAAAUUGCACUGAAAAUGGGGGUCCCAAGGGAGAGUAUCCUGCUGGAGACUGAGGCCACCAACACUGGAGAAAACAUCCGCCUCUCUUACCAAGUCCUUAAGGACAACCUUGUUCCAGUCAACAGGGUGAUUCUAGUCCAGCAGCCUUUCAUGGAGCGGCGAGUGUUGGCCACCUUCUUGUGCCAGUGGCCAGGAGGGCAGGAGAACACGCGGGCCAUCGUCACCUCCCCCUGCACUGACCUUGCCCAGUACCCCCACUCCACCGUGGGCACUGGCAGUGACCUCAUCGGAUACAUGCUAGGUGUCUUUGAGAGAAUCCAAGACUAUCCGAAGAAAGGCUUCCAGGUGGAACAGGAAAUCUCACUUGAUGCGCUCACGGCUUAUCAAUGGCUCCUGAAUGCUGGAUACAGUCCUAAAUAAAGCAAUGUCACCUUUUAAAU
This is a messenger RNA of Conger conger (European conger), 821 nucleotides long. RefSeq lists its product as uncharacterized. Lineage: Eukaryota; Metazoa; Chordata; Actinopteri; Anguilliformes; Congridae. Gene Ontology annotation, cellular component: plasma membrane. The record is from RefSeq and is a predicted model, not a curated record. Bases 145 to 801 code for a protein of 218 amino acids. The transcript has 6 exons.